Messenger RNA from Haliotis rufescens (red abalone), 11817 nucleotides. RefSeq lists its product as uncharacterized. The record is from RefSeq and is a predicted model, not a curated record. Gene Ontology annotation, biological process: regulation of transcription by RNA polymerase II. NCBI's taxonomy places the organism in Eukaryota, Metazoa, Mollusca, Gastropoda, Lepetellida, Haliotidae. The coding region runs from base 385 to 8247 and encodes 2620 amino acids. The transcript is spliced from 2 exons. Gene Ontology annotation, molecular function: DNA-binding transcription factor activity, RNA polymerase II-specific; RNA polymerase II transcription regulatory region sequence-specific DNA binding.
CCUGUUGAAAGACUGCUUAUUCUUUUGUGGGGACUUUUUUAAGUCUUUGGAUCCAGACUUUCUGUUGACAUGCUCUUGUGAUUCUAAAUAUAGAGCCAUUGAACUAGUAUUGACUAAGUGGAGAGGCUCCGUGGCACAUGUUGGUACGCCUAAAAGAGAUAUACAGUUUUUACACCAACAUAUUUAUGAAGCAUUCUGUUCAGCAGUCGAGGCUAAGUUGACGUAAUCAGGUAGCACAGGAAAGCGGAAUCGAGUCACGGUCAUAAUCACAGGUAGCAGGCACAGAGGCAGCAGACGGACUUGCUAGCAGACGACACUCUCUCUCUCUCUCUUCAUCAUGGGUGCCACCAGAAGCCCACACCAGAGGGGGGAGCCUAGUCCAAGAUGGAGGACGGUCACGAUGCAGGAGCAGAUGCCAGCGCAGAUGAUGUAGAAAUAUCUGCUGCAGCACCCAAAGGCCGAGGGAGAUUGAGAAUCUGCAAGCAGUGCAAGUUCACCUGUACAGACUCUAUCGAGUUCCUCCAACACCAGACAAAAGCACAUGGUGAAGGAGAAGAUAGUCAUCCAUCUAAGAAGGCUGCACUCAAAGUGGCAGUCAUAAAGAAAAGAACUUCCAGAAGUGAAUCUGAGAUCUCAAUGGACAGCAUGACCUCUGAAAAGCUUAAUGGAGAAGAAGUUCCAUUUGUUACGGAGAUGUAUGAUGAACCAGAACAUGAAGAUGAUCGGCUCAUCAUUGCCGAGGAAAAUGAUCCAACUGAUGGACAGGACCCUUCUUCGGUAACGCCGACCCGAUGUGGAAAUAUCCAAAACAGAACAUAUGUAUGUAAUGUGUGUGAGUUCACCUCCACCAGUGCCAAGACAUACCUGCACCACCAGAAAGAUGACCACAAGUACGACUUCACAAUAUACGAAUGUGACAUUUGUGAGUAUGCAACCAAGUACAAGCAGAAGUUGCCACGGCACCGCAAGCUUCACUUCUCGGGGCAGGAAGGCAUGUUGCUGCCCAACAACACUUUUGAGGAGACUCCAAAUAACUCCCUUCUGAAUCAUAGCCAAGAAGAAGACAUGUCAAUGAUUGGUGAGGAAGACGACGAUGAAAUAGAUGAAGAAGAAGAUGACCCUGUUGUCACUGUCAUUCCACAGCCUGUAAUUGAAGUGCCUUUCAUCCCAGAGAAAAAGAAGAAAACUCGCCAAGAGGUGGACCCAGCCAAAUACUUUGAGGUUGUGGAUGACACUGGCAUAAAGUAUGCCUGCUCUAGCUGUGGGAAUGUGUACAAGUGGCGCAAGUCCCUCAACAAACACUGGAAAGAAAAGCAUGGAGGAGAGGUCCCUGAUGGCAGCAAGAAGCCACCAGGUUUGAUGUAUCUUGUAAACUCAGGCAAUCACACAAUGUACGGCAAGAGGCGUAUCUACAGCAACAGUGUCCUAGCAAGCAUGCAACAACCAUCAAGUGCCAAGUCUCCCUCGGUGUCCCAGUCACCAAGCCUAGUUCGAGCGGAAACCCCUGUCAGCAUGGGUUCAUUGAUGAAUGGUCCCUCGCCAAUAACAUCAGAUUAUACUGAAACCACCUCGGCACAGCCAGUUGUCUUCCCAAAAUUCAUUGGUCCUUUUGUGAACAACACCACCCCCUCAGCCUACACACCACCAACUGCUACCUCGAUACAAGAUUAUGUGUCUGCUCAUAUUCAGAGACAAAAGGAAGAGGUUGAGGGUGCCAAGAGGCCACAGUCUAACUCAGGGUCACAAGAACAACCUUUAGACUUCUCCGUUAGGAAAGAUGACAAUCCUACACUUGAUCCCAGCUUCUUCAAAGUCAAGAUGGAACCUUUAUGGAUGGGCGACGAAGAUCCAAAGGCCUCGCUUACUGAUGAAUCUAGCAAGAAUAACAAUGCCAUUCUACAAUGUACCAAAUGUUCCUUUGUAGCUAAAACGUUGGUCGACUACAGCUCACACAUGACUUUGCACCUCAACAGGCGGGCUUUCAAAUGUGCCGUCUGCCAAGAACAUUUCAAUGGAGUUGAAGAUUUGAACAAGCAUUUUCUUGAUGAGCAUGCAGAGAAAAUCCAAGAACACAAGGAUGCUAUUCAGAAAAUCCCCCAUGGCCUGCAGCAGACUUACCAUUUGCUAAAGAUGCCACUGGAUGCCAUCACUCACCUCUCAUCCCAGGAUCUAUCCUCCACUGAUUCCAAGCAGUUGAAGUGUAACAUGUGUGACUUUGUAGCCAAGUGGCCAGCAGAGCUCCAAAAGCAUGCUGUGUCACAUUCAGAAGAGCGUCCGUUCAUGUGCAUGGUCUGUGGAUCAACAUACAAAUGGAAAUGGGACCUUGUAAAACAUUUUGAGAAGAGUCACCAUACACUACCAAAUCCUUACAAGAGACGUGAAACAUUGGGAGGAGGUGCCAACAAAUCCAACAACAAUGAUCAGAGCCAUACCUCUGCUGACGACAGCCUCCUGUACACCUCCACAACUGACGAUUUAGAUGAUCUGGCCUACAUGCAGAGGGAUGGGGAACCAAUGUCCAAACGCAGGAGGAUGUCCGACUCUGAUAUGCCGGAACUAAUUCCCAAACCAAGAGAUGAUGACCAUAUUGCUGUAUUUGAUGACAGCAGAGACUUGGGCAUAGGUAAGAAUAUACUGGAAGCUCCGUCACUGUAUGCUGAAAGGCCCUCGUCAUUGCCUAGUAAGUUAGACUCUUAUGCUGAUCCAGACCAUUCCAAUGAUGAUGAACACAGCACAAGUUCCAUCAAGAUUACUAAUGUGCAGUCCCUGUAUGAUGAUGAGAUGGACUACCUGCUAUAUAAGCAUGAUGCUGACAGUAUGAUUCAACGACCAGUUACAGAAGAAACACAGAAGGCUAUUGCUGCAACAGUGCGUCAAAGAUUGAAUAAUUUAGAUUCUCAAAAGUUCCUGCAAACCGACAUGAACUCCAACAACAUUAAUUCAUCCUGUGCUGAUAUCCUGUUGCCCUACAAGUGUCCCAAGUGCGAGUACAGAGCAAGGUGGCCAUCUGAGAUCACCCAGCACAUGAAGAACCACUCUGACGAGAAGCCAUAUCACUGUCCUCGAUGUAAUUACAGGAGCAAGUGGAAGUGGGAUGUAGUGAAACACCUUAAGCGUUGUGGUGGAGGAACCAUAAAAGACGUGAUCGAUACUUCUAGAUUCAUGGGUAGCAAACGUAUAGCUCCUCCCAAUGUGACAGUCCUUCCUGAAGGCAAGCUCCAGCAACAGACACCCCAGCCCGUUGCCUACCUGGUCAGCUCCAACAACACUGAUCAUACAGGGGGACAAGGAGCAGUCAUUGUACCCAUCAUGGCAGGCCAGUCACAAGGAGCUCCACCUCUGAUAUCUGCAAAUCAAGGAAACACUCCAAUCCAGCCUAAGCCUGUCAAUACUGGAUCUAGUCAUCAAGUCAAACAAGGCAAUAACUCUCAUUCAUCCAAACAGCCUGUAUUCAGAAGCCUCAUCAACCAGGGUCUGUAUCACUGUCUAGAAUGCCCUUUUGUGGGUCACAGCCCAGCUGAACUUAAGCGUCACUCUGUGCUGCAUUCAGAGAACAAACCCUUCACCUGUGGGACCUGCGGCUACAGCUCCCGAUGGAAGUGUGAUCUCAAGAAACACAUGAGAACCUACAAUCACUUUUCCAGCCAAGUGUCAAGAUCUCCAGGGCUUAACGGAGAUGAUUCUGGACAUACCGACAGUGACGAGCCUGACCGUCCAGAAAGACAAGUGUUCACCUGCACUAAGUGCCCAUAUGCAACUACUAAACAUCAUAUCUUGGAAACUCACAUGAAAAUCCAUGGGACACCAUCAUCAUCAUCAUCAUCAUCUCCUGCCAAGUUCAAGUGUAAGCAGUGCGAUUUCCAGGUGAAUGAUCUCUCAAAUUUCCUCCAACACAGAGUCACCCACUCCAAUCAAAAUGCAGCUGCUUCAGCUCAAGCCUCUCCAAGUCCAUCUGAUGUUCAGAGACAUGAAGAGAUCGAUGCUGCCCGCCUUAAACAUCCCAGAAAGGCAAUGAAGAGGCUUCAAUGCUCAAAAUGUGACUUUGUAUGCUCCAAAAGAGAAACCAUGGAAAUUCAUGAAGCAGAACAUGAAAAAGAACUUAACUAUAAAUGCUUCUAUUGUGACAUGACAGUGAAUGAUAAGGAAUCGCUGCUCGACCAUAUCAGUACUCAUACCGAGUUCAACCCAGACGAGUGGGAGACAUUCUUUAUGGAAGAUGACCAGUCUGAUGAAGAGGACGAUCAUCUCCCAGAACGCACAAAAUUCACUGUGGCUAGAUCAACUCCAACAGAUGCUGUUGAUGUGCCAUCUCCACCUCCACUGAAGAUGUUCCAUCCCAACCAGCAAAGGGCUAACACAAUUGCUCAGAAAGACUUCCAUUCAAUUGGACCACCGCAACUACACAUUCCACGAUCUAUGCAAAAUAGUCAACAAGUGAUGUCUUCCAAAUCCGUAUGCUCCCCUUCUUCUUCACAUUUGUCACUUAUCAGUGGUAAUAAUGGACGAAGUGCAGGAUCGAUAUCAUCGAUACAUUCCAGAAACAUUCCUCAACAGCAAACCUCCAAAUCCAACCAUGUAUCAGGCCAGGGAUAUGAACAUUCCACCUUGAGGAAUAUCCAGCCAGCCCCAGCAGUCACACGUAAACGCUUUACUUGUGAGUGGUGUGAAGCAAUGUUUGCCCAUGUCACAACAUUGUAUCAGCAUGCCAAGAAUGUACAUCCUCUAGAACUUCGCAAACAGGAAUUGGCAGAAGCAGCUAGGUCCUCCUACCAAGAUUCUUCAUCAAAUCAUCAGUCAUCACAAAAUCAAAAUCCUCAGAGACCACAGCAGAGACAACAGCAUCAACAACAGCAACAACAACAGCAACUAUCCCAUCGACCAAAGCCACUACAUUUGGUAUCAAGUCCACAGUAUAACCAGCCGAAACAGUCAUUAGUAUCUGAGAAUAAGCGACAGUUUCUUGAUACUUUAAGACACAUACUGCCAAAUGAUAGCAAACAGAGCAACAUGCAUAACACACAUGUCAAAUCACAAGGCAUGACUGCUGAAAACAUUACCAGUACUCUAAUGAGAGCUAAGAAAAGCACCAGCCCUCAGAAGAAAGCUAGAUCCUUCCAGUGCACCAAGUGCCCCUUUACUGCACCAAAUGCUGUCACGUAUCUCCGCCAUGUGGAACGCCAUGGCAGUAAUUGCAAACAUACAUGUUGGUUCUGUGAUUACAGCAUUGACCGCCUUAACCUCCUUUAUCAACACAUGAAGGGAUCUCAUUCUGACAAAUGGAAGGGGUCCGAAAGUGAGAUGCAGCUCCCAGCAGGCCCUGCCCCUACAUAUCCCAUUAUUGUAGAGGACGAUCCACACACCAUGGAGAAAAUCAGAGCUGAACUCAACUUUGCAAAUAACUAUCAGAAGAACAAGAAACCUGUCCUGAUCCUCAAGGAACAGAUGACAUGGAGAGGAGUCCCCAUCCAGAUCUGUAGCAUGGAUGGGAAGAAGAGCUACAAAUGCCCUAAGUGCUCCUAUGUUAACAGCAAUAUUGCCAAUGCUGCUAACCAUGUACGCCAACACGGUUCGAACAGAAAGUACCAAUGUAAAUACUGUGACUACUGUAGUGACAAUCUGAAACUCAUCUACCAACAUAUGGACAAAGUGCACCCUAAGGAACCAGCAUUCAUUGAAGUCACGAAGAACAUUGAAGUGGGGUCUGCAGACAUUGACUCCGAUGAGAGAGAGAAUGCCGAGAUGGAGGGAGAAAUGGAUGCAGAAAUGGAAGCAAAUAUGGAAGAGAAUAUGCUGAUGAGCUGCCCUAAGUGUCCCUUCAAGGCCAAGCUGUAUGACAUCUACCGUGCUCAUGUGUUGAUGCACACCUACAAUGGACAGUACAAGUGUGAACACUGUGACUACAGUGUGGAUGAUCUGGGCAUCCUAACCCGCCAUGCUGUUGUCCAUGAAGAGAAGGACCGUGAGAAGGACGGCAGUCUAACGCCAGAAAAGAAACACUUCACAAGCAUGCUGAACUUGAAGAGAGUGAAUGAUGAAGCUCCUUUACCUGCAAAGUCCAGUCCCAACAAAGCUGCUGAGCUGGCCACAAAGCUACUGACCAUGCAAGCCAGGCAAGUUCUACAGAAGUCCCGUUUAAGUGGCCGGGUUCGCUACAGGUGCUCUAGAUGUCCAUACAACACCUUCUGUAAGAACAACAUCAUCAAACAUCGUAAACAACACAUUAUCAAGAGUCGCUACAAGUGUCCUCUUUGCAACUACAGUGCAAGUCGAGCAUACCUGCUCCAGCAGCAUAUCAAAUUCCAUAAAACUGAAAACAACAGUCCUGAAAACUCUGCUGAGAAGAGCUACCAAGACAUUGUUUUAGAUCCUUUAGAUAAAAGCAACAAAGAAUAUGAGAAGUUGCAAGAAGAGAUCGAGGCAGAAGCCGAGUCUAGACCUGAUGGUGCAGGAGAGGAGAUGGAGGGAGAAGAUGACAUGGAAAUGGAAGAAGAAGUCACUGAAGAAGAGCCUGAAGGGGAGGAGGAUGAACCAGAGGCAGACGUUGACAUGGAAGAAAAGACUGAUGGUGACAAUACUGGUGAAGAGGGUGAAAAUGCUUUAUCCAUCCUGUCACAGCACAGGAGUUACAGAUGUAAAGACUGUCCCUUCAGCAGCAACUCUGGGACAGAGUUUCGCAAACACUGUUUGCUUCAUGGUGCAGCACACAGAUACAAGUGUGACUUCUGCUCAUACAGCCUGGACAGACUCAACCUGCUGACCCAGCAUCGCCGACUUCAUGCUGAUGAACCAGACUUUGAUCCUGCACCACCACCAUCUGCUCUCCUGAAUCUGGAUGUUCUCCGACUGGAAUCUGAGAAACAUGUAGAGAAAGUGUCAUCUACUCUCGAGAACAGUGAAAGUGCUGAGCCUGAACCAGUGGAGGAGAGUGAGAGUGAGCCUAUGAGGUACUCCUGUCCCAACUGUCCUUUCAAAAGCAAUGCACUCAAGAGCUACAAUGUCCACUUCCAGAUGCAUGGAAUAAAGAAGAAGUACAUCUGUGACUACUGUGACUGGAGCAUUGACAGACUAAACCUGCUGUACCAACACAGAAGAGUUCAUACAAAGCAACCUGGAUUCAACCCAAGUCCUGACGAAAUCAACAUUUUGAACAGGGACUAUGCUCUUGAAGCCCCUGGAAAAUUUGAAGCUCAGAUCAUGGGCUUCAAUAAACAUGUUGAAAAUGAUAAUAAAAGUAAAGAGACUGUUGAAAAGAAGAAUUUGUACAACUGCAAAAGUUGUCCAUUCAGUACCAGCAACAAAAACAGCUUUGCCUACCAUAAGAUGCUGCACCGAAUGCGAGCUCGCUACAUGUGUCCUGAAUGCACCUACAGUGUUGACCGAUGGAAUCUCCUGAACCAGCAUCUGCGUCUUCAUCAGGACACAAAGAAACAGCAGGAGUCUGAGGAACAUCAGCAGGGGCAGAUGAAAUGUCCCAAGUGCCCCUACCUAAGUCCAAGCACAGAGAUUUUAGAAUCUCAUCUAGGCAUGCAUGGAUCUGAGAACAAGUUCAAUUGUCAGUUCUGUGACUUCAGUGUCGAAACUAUCAUUCACCUGCAACAGCAUGUAAAGGUUCACGAAGAAAGGUCGAAAAGCUUGAUGUCUCCAGCUAAGAAUGGUGACCACGGAAGCUUGUAUGAGCCACAAAGUCCUGAUGUUGUGAAUCCCCAGCUGUACUUCAGUUCCCCAGAUGACACUAACCUCAGCGAGGACAGUGAGGAGAUGGAGCUUAAAUGUGACCGAUGCCCUUUCAGCACAACCUCCAAGGAGGAACUGGAUCGCCAUGACAACCAGCACAACACACCCAACUGCCUCCCUUGUUGCUAUUGUGACUUCAGCUGCUCAGCUGAAGAAGAGCUUCAGGACCACAUCGAGGUCCACUUCCCGGGUACUGCUGUUGAUAAGGAGGUGAUUAAGUCUAUCAUCACUAAACAUCAACUGGAGAAGAACAAUAACAGCCUGACUGAAGCCCCAGCAGUGAAAGAAGUGGCCAAGUCCCCGACAGAGACCAGCACCCCAGACUCCACUGUGGAGGAGGAGCAGAAGACCCAGAAGGACUCGGCAGAAGACAGUGCUGAUGCUAGGGCUAACUUGACGUCCACCAGUUCCAGGACCAAGGUCUAUGUGUGUCAGUAUUGUGAACGUGAGUUCGAAAACAAAAGCCUCAUGAUGCAGCAUGAACGCCAGCAUCUGAUUGGUCAUCAGUACUGAGCCUUUACCCGUAGACAAAUACCAUGAAUAGACUAGGAAAUAGUUUCCAGAAAUCUUUUACUAAGCUGCUGACUUUAUAUUUUUAUGAAUCUUUUGAGUAUUUAAAUUUCAUACCAGAAGUGCAACUUGCUGAGGUGACAUUUAAUCAGUGUAUCCAGUGCUGUGAGUCAAUCAUUCAAGAUAUGUGAAUCAAAGGAUGCUGAUGUUGAAAGACUGAAUUUAUAUGUCGCGAUGAAUGAAUGUUUUAUGUGAAUAUUAUGCAAAGACAGUGACUGACCUUGAGCUACAAGUGCAAUUAAGAGUGAGAGGUGACACAGUUGUGUGAGUCCGUGAAGUUGACAUUCCGUAGUUGACAUUUGAAAGUGCUGUAGAAGGACUUGCAAGUCUUCCAGUUGUGAAGCCAGAGUCAAGUAUAAAGGGAUUGUAUUCAGUGACUAUGAAAACAAUCUCUGCCAUGUGUAACUAGUUUGUUUGGAGGAAGAACAUACAGAACAAUCACACUGUGUCUGGAGGGGGAUUCUUUCCUUGGUGGAAAGACGUAUAUUAUUGCUGUGAAUCACAGUCCAGAUGAGUGUGAUGAAGACUGGUGACCAUCAUGAACAAUGGUGACAUGUAUCAAUAUAUGAACACAUUUGCCAUAAUACUGUUUUAUAUGCUUACCAGUAAACUCUGACCAUGUGUUGGCCAUGGAUUGGAUAUCUAUCAUCAGCAAAGGUUUGAUAGAUGGAAGAUAUUAUGGUAUAUUUUAUGAUAGAUUUAUAUGUCAGAUUUUACUGGUAUGCUCAACCGAGCCAAAUUGAGUGGACAAAUUAAUGCUUCAUAUAUUGGUUGUUUAUUAAUUCCCAGGAAGAAUGCAUUUUAUUGUGAAUACUUUCAAGGAUAUGUAAAUAGAUUAUCAUCAUGCAGAACACUAUUCUUCCAAUGUAAAGAAAUGCAGGAAAGUAUUAAGAAACUCUGAUAUGCUGAAAUUGUUUUUUAGCAGUACAACGAACACAGAUUAUACAACAUUGAAAUUGGAUGAACAAAUCUGAUGUCAGAACAAUUUUAUUGCCUGGCAGAAAUUUUAUUUUUUUCACAGUUGCCUUGUAGUUUAUAUAUUUGAGGGUUUGACAUAAUGGGACAAAUUUCAUUGACUAUGCACCUUUGUAUUGCUGACGGGACUGCCCAGUCAAUUAAGUGGGAAAUAUAUAUAUGCAUUUUAUGGAUAGUUUCCAUUCAUUAUUUGUAAAUACUUUAAAACAUAAAGGGACAUUAUUUUGAUAAGAUAUUUUGGUAGUCUACAGAUCGGUGCUGGUGGAUUUACUGUGAUGGUUGAACGAAGUAACGUGUAUCAAAUUAGUACCAUUGAUGUUUCAUUGUUUGCUCUUGAUUCCUGACAAAAUACUGCCACUUACGUGCAAUGAAGUACAUUGGAAAUCAUUUUGUAUAUUUAUGGAGAUAGAAAUCCUAUUAUGCAUAACAAAUUUACUGUUGAACAAAUCGUCUAGUAAAGCUUUUGAUCAAACUUUUGUUAGUUCAUCCACUUAUUUUAUCAGGUAGAUUUCUUAGAGCCAUUAGUUUUCAUUGUUGUACUGCUGUUGUCUACUCUGUUCCUUGAAAUCAUAUCCUGUACCUCAGAUGUUUUCUCCCAUCUCAUGUACAUUCCAAUAUUGAAAAUUGCACAAUGUCUUCCGUAUAGAUACUAUUGUGGGCACAACUAGUUAAGUACAUUGCAUCAGUAGUUAAUUUUGACUUGAGAGAUAAUAUGUUGUGUAUACAGACCAAGAACUGUACAGCAUCAUUUCCAAGUUUCAUGAACAAGGUGGAAAUUUAAAUGUGAUGACAAUUGGAAUUUAAGAAUUGAUUAUAAUUAGAUAUUACCAUUGAGGUCACAAAGCAGUUUGAAACUAGUAUGUAAAAACAAAUUCUCUGCAGAAUUGAUUCCGAAUGUGUUCAAUGAAAUUCAGUAACCAGGAUAUUGAACUGAAUUUUAGCACAAGCACAUGAUGAAAUUCAAAUGACACUUGAUAGUGCAAAAAUUAAUUUUGUAGACCCAAGCAAUGAAAUGUCCAUUUAAUCAUGAGAUAAAUUCUUUCUCUUGUUACUUUAUGCCAGAGAAAGAAGCUGUCUCUGAAGUUCUAUUGUUGCCAAAGUAGCUGCUCACGUUGCUGAGCGUAUGCACAGAAAGCACCUAUGCAGAAUAUAGAUGUGGUUAUAUACAUGUUGAUAUUUAUCCUCUACUCUGAUUAAUGAUUAACUUGUUGCCUUGAGAUGAACAAAGCUAGUAGCAGAUAACCGUUAUUUUUUUUAAUGAACAUUUAUGCAGAUUGCAACAAGGAGUAUAUAUUUUGUACUAAAUUUAUUAUGAAUAUCAUGUGCCUUCCUAUAAUGAUAUGUACAUUCCAAAGUGCUGAAAUAGAGUAUGGUUUGUUAACUUCCACCAAUUGUUAGUACUGUUUUAUUCACGACAAGUGCCUUAUCUGAUUGGUUGUCAUCCUUUUAAAGCCAGACAAAUUCCAUUCCAGGCUGACCAAAUCCCCUUUUAGAUGUAUGUUACAAUGUCAUGGAAGUGCACAAAACCUGUAUCCUAUGUAGUUCUCGUUCAGCAUACAGGAGUGAAGCUGUUUGAAAUUCAGCUUAAGAGUUCCAUCCAAAUUGAAAUUCAACAAAGUCCUUAAUGUCAACAUGGUGAUGAUGCCCCAUAUUUUUACAAAUGCUACGGUAUAUUGUCAGACAGCACAUGUACUUCAUCUUUCACACAAUAUGUCUGCCAAAAUAAUUGUUAAGUUUACUUAUGAUCCCUGUUGUGUGGGGAAAAUAACUGUUUCCAAAUAUUGAUGUUGUAAGUCAUGCUGACUGUCUUAGUAAGAUGCUGGGGAUUAUUGGCCUAGUAUGAGAACAACACAUCUCAAACUGUCUUGAAAAUUGUUAGCCAGACAAUGAUUUCCAUAUUUUUGUUAUUCUAAAAGUUUUACCUUCCCAUAAAAUGUGUGGGGGAGUUUUGUUGUAAACUAUCGACUCAUUUUCAUGACAAAGACAUUGUUAAAACCACAAUUAUUGUACAUGACGCAGAUAUUUUGGAAAUAACACUUUACCCUGUGCUAUCUGUACAUUCCAUCACCUCGGAUGACUUUGCUUACAAUGUUUGUUUUCUCACAUCUCAAAACAUUUACAGUUGACUAUGUGGAAAGUAAUUGAUGGAAAUAGUGAUGAAAUGAUUUGCUGGUUAUUUUUGCUGUAAGAAGCCAUUCCUUUCCUUUGUACCUUUCAUAACAUUCCUACCACUGUGGUCCAAUGCAUAUAGGGCCGUGUUGUAUUUAUAACUGAACAAUUUUAGCUUGUUUUAUUUUCAUGUUGUUUGUAUUUGCCUUUGGCAUAUGCCGAUAUUGCAAUAUUUAGGUGCUAUAUGUUCUGUAUAUUUGAUUUAAAGCACCCUGAUAGUAUAUAUAAUUGAGGCUUGAUUUCUAGUGACUUCAGCACAGUAGUAUGUACUGGUAUUUAGUUUCACGCUCUUCUGUUUUAAAUCCAUGGUUUCAAUGGUUGAUAUCAUAAGUUAAUCAAAUCAUAAUAAAAGUUCAUUUUGCUUGAAAA